AUGGCCCCCAGCGCGACCGGAGACUGGCAGCCGCUCUCGAGGCGCGAGGCCUGGAAGCUCCUCCCCGAGCCCACGAUCCAUCCCGUCAAGGAGGUGCGCUUCGAGAAGUAUAUCACGCCGCAGAAGGACGGAUACGAGACGGCCAAGUCGCGACCGGCCGGCGACGCGGCCAUCGUGAUUGACUAUGGCUCCUCCGCCGUACGGGCUGGCUGGUCCUUCGAGGCCAACCCGCGCCUCAGCGUGCCCCCCAUCAUGGCCAAGUAUCGCGACCGGAAACUGGGCAAGACCUUCUCCUUUGCCGGCUGGGACUGCUACUCGGACACGACGGCGCGCGGCCACAUACGGAAUGCGUUCGAGGCGGGCACGGGGAUCGUGAGCAACUGGGACGUCACAGAGCACGUACUCGACUACGUCUUCCUCAAGCUCGGCAUGAACGGCGUGGAUGGGAACAUCGACAUGCCGAUUGUCAUGACCGAGGCGGUCGCCAACCUGCCUUACUCCAGAAAAUCCAUGACAGAACUAAUCUUCGAGUGCUACGGCGCACCCUCCUUGGCGUACGGCAUCGAUUCUCUGUUCUCCUACCGCCACAACAAGGGCAACACCGGCCUGGUGGUCUCUUCCUCAUACAACUCGACGCACGUCAUCCCGGUCUAUAACCAAAAGGCUAUGCUAGCGCAGGCUAUCCGUCUCAACUGGGGAGGCUGGCACGCUGCCGAGUAUCUUCUUAAGCUCAUUCGCUUGAAGUAUCGCGACCACCUGGGUAGCAACCUGAGAUUCCAUGCAUCGCAAGCGGAGAACAUGCUGAAGGACUUCUGCUACGUAUCGAAGGAUUACGAUAAUGAGCUCAAGCACUACCUCGACUGGACUGGCCUCGAGGACAGGGAGGUCAUCAUACAGUAUCCGUACACUGAGGAGGUCGUCGUCCAGAAGACCGAGGAAGAACUAGCGAGAAUCGCCGAGAGGAAGAAGGAGAGCGGCCGCAGGCUACAGGAACAGGCUGCCAAGAUGCGCCUGGAGAGGCUGAUGAAGAAGGAGAAGGAGCUCGAGUACUACAAAGCUGUCCAAGCGCAGCUCGUUGACCAGACCAAGAAGGAGACCAAACGGCUCCUGGACGAGGCCGAGGUCAAGGACGAGGCUCAUCUCGAUCGCAUUGUCAAGGACCUCGAAAAGUCCAUCAAGCGGGCGAGGACGAAGGAUCUCGGUGGUGAGGUCGAAGAAGAGACCGAAGAGCCUGACUUUUCGCUUCUCGAAGUCCCGGAUGACCAACUCGACGAGGCUGGCCUCAAGCAGAAACGGCAGCAGCGGCUGCUCAAGUCGAACCACGAAGCCCGUGCCAGAGCCAAGGCGGAGAAGGAAGCGGAGAAGGCCCGCAUAGCGGAGGAGGCCCGCCUGGACGAGGAGCGGAGAACCAACGACCUGGAGGGCUGGCUCGAGGAGAAGCGACAGGCGCGCCUCGAGGCGCUGGCCAAGAUCAAGGAGCGCGAGCGGCUCUCCAAGGACAUGGGCAACCGCAAGAACCUGGCGUCGUACAUCCGCAUGAAGAACAUCGCCAACCUGGCGAGCGACAACCCGACGGGCACGGGGUCGCGCAAGCGGCGCCGCGGGGGCGACGACGACGACUUUGGCGCCGACGACGCCGACUGGGGCGUGUACCGCGACAUCGCCGUCAACAAGGACGACAGCGACAACGAGGACGCCGAGGAGAACCCGGACGUGGCGCUGCAGAACCUCGAGCAGGAGCUGCUGCAGUACGACCCGGGCUUCACCUACGAGCACACGCGCGAGGCGCAGAACGACUGGACCAAGAAGAUGAUGCACGCCUUUGAGCGCGGGCCGCGGCCCUUUGACGCCGAGAGCGCCGCCCAGCGCCACCAGGUGCACCUCAACGUCGAGCGCAUCCGCGUGCCCGAGGUCGUCUUCCAGCCCGCCGCCAUCGCGGGCGUCGACCAGGCCGGCGUCGUCGAGAUCGCGGGCGACAUCCUGAACCAGCGGCUCGCGGGCCUGGUCCCCGGCGUUGGCAGGGACGACUUCCUGCGCGACGUCUUCCUCACGGGCGGCAACACGCUGUUCCGCAACUUUGACGAGCGCCUGCGCGCGGGGCUCAUGGCGCUGCUGCCGGCGGGCGCGCCGCUGCGGAUCCGGAGGGCCCGGGACGCGCUGCUCGACCCCUGGCGCGGCGCGGCGGGCUGGGCUUGCUCCGACGAGUGGCGCGCGGCGACGGUCACCCGGGAGGAGUACCAGGAGAAGGGGCCCGAGUAUAUCAAGGAGCAUGACAUGGGCAAUGCUUUCGCGUAG
Messenger RNA from Thyridium curvatum, 2295 nucleotides. RefSeq lists its product as uncharacterized. Bases 1 to 2295 code for a protein of 764 amino acids. NCBI's taxonomy places the organism in Eukaryota, Fungi, Ascomycota, Sordariomycetes, Thyridiales, Thyridiaceae. Gene Ontology annotation, biological process: regulation of DNA-templated transcription. The transcript is spliced from 4 exons. The record is from RefSeq and is a predicted model, not a curated record. Gene Ontology annotation, cellular component: Ino80 complex; cytoplasm.